This is a messenger RNA of Parasteatoda tepidariorum (common house spider), 1107 nucleotides long. Lineage: Eukaryota; Metazoa; Arthropoda; Arachnida; Araneae; Theridiidae. The record is from RefSeq and is a predicted model, not a curated record.
AUGACUUCUGACUUGAUGACAAAAGACAACUUUGAUGACGAAAUAGCUUAUCGACAAAAGGACUUAGUCGCUGGAAUGACCAAGUCAAUCAAAGGCCAUAUUGUCGGUUACUUUAAUGAGUUAGUUGUUUUUAAAUACUAUAUUUGUUCUCAAUUUAUUUAUUACUUUUUUUUAGAUAGUCACUUGGAAGAUAUGGAUGCAGAUCAUUCCCAUUACAAGCCUGAAGCAAUUGAUACUCUAUGUCAGUUAACAAAAUUUAACAAAAGAGAACUGCAGCUCAUGUACAGAGGAUUUAAACAGGAAUGUCCUAACGGCAUGGUGAAAGAAGAAACAUUUAAAGGCAUAUACGCUCAGUAUUUUCCAAAAGGUGCUGAAACAGCGCAAUAUGCCCAUUACGUCUUCAACUCUUUUGAUCAUGACAACACUGGAGCAAUCACAUUUACAGAUUUCGUAAUUGGCCUUUCUGUGCUAGCAAGAGGAUCACUCCAAGAAAAGCUUCGCUGGGCGUUUAGUUUGUACGAUAUAAAUGGAGAUGGAUAUAUUACUAAAGAUGAAAUGUCACGAAUCGUGCAAUCUAUAUAUGAACUGAUGGGAAAAGCUGUGGAGCCUAUGAUUGAAGAUCAUACAACAAGAGACCAUGUCGAUAGGGUUUUUCAAAAAUUAGACCUCAAUAAAGAUGGUGUUGUUACAAUCGAAGAAUUUUUGGAUUCUUGCCAAAGAGAUGAAAAUAUAACAAGAAACAUGCAAGUAUUUAACACAAUAUUGUGAUGAGAAGACAGAAGAUUAUUUCCUCAGGGUCCUCCAUUUCCUAUUCUAUGAGGGUCAAAUAAUAGCACAUUUAUUUGGAUUUUAUGCAAAACUAUGUUUUUGUGCUAUAAUUUGAAUGCCUUUUGAUACGAUAUAUGUUCCACUCAAGCCGAUGUUAUUUUAAUUUUUAUGAAUUCCUUUCACAAUUUACGUGCCUUACAAAUAAGGAAGAUGUUUAAUUUAACCCUCUUCUUACUUGACGGUGGGCCUUGAUAUCUCUUUUUCUGCCUUAGAGCUUACACCACCUUAUUAACAACACUUAGCAAGUCACCUUCUUGAGGAGUUUUGUAAUCACUUUCC